Orbilia oligospora ATCC 24927 is the source of this 870-nucleotide messenger RNA. RefSeq lists its product as uncharacterized. Lineage: Eukaryota; Fungi; Ascomycota; Orbiliomycetes; Orbiliales; Orbiliaceae. The transcript is spliced from 3 exons. The record is from RefSeq and is a predicted model, not a curated record. Bases 1 to 870 code for a protein of 289 amino acids.
AUGGGGAAUAUAGAGUCAAGGAGACAGAAUCGAGAUCCAAAUGCGGCAAACACUAACCCGAGUCCAGCUGCGCCGCUGCCGGUUGUCCAAUUCGAUCCCCCACUGGAUGACGUCGGCCUCACGAAGCUUUUUGACCAGCUAGAUGAUCGAAUCUCCGAUCAUCUAGUAAACUUUAAUAUCCAAGAAAAUUUACAACUCCCGGGUUCUGCGAAUUACCCAGCAGUACAAGGACCAAAAGCUCAUGGCGAAGGUAUCCUAUUUCGAGGAAAGACAUUGCUUGAUAGACAAGAUUCUAGAUUAUUUAUGCUUCGGGCAUUGUUCGCGUACCACAUUUUCGGAUCUAUAGCGGACCAGCUGAUAUUCUCCAAAGAGCAGCGUCUCUGGAUUCGUCAAGCAGCUAGAGGCGAUCGCCCGACUCGCCGCGCCGCGGUUUGUCGCCAACUUGAAGCCAAAGACACCUUUGCUGCCGCCGUCGACUUCUUGUACAGUCAUCUCGAGCGCGAAACUCAGAUUUAUGUUCCACCCAACAAUAUAAAGAGUGAAAACCGUCAAGCAAGCCUCAUGGCGAUUGCAAGAAGCGCAGCACUCGUCAUUCUCCGCCUAGGCUUGCAGCGCGAUCAUUUUAAACUCGGGUUUCUAUUCCAGAGUGGUAAUUAUGCUCAAGUCGAAGGGGUAAUCCCUUACGAAACUUCAGCGAUUAGAGAAUUUAAGGCCAACCCAGAGGAUUAUCAAAUAUUUGGCGAGGCUAGGCACGACAGUGUAGUAAGUGCGACGAUCUCGCCAAGUGUUUAUAGACGCACCGAUGGUGAACAUAGGUAUAGGGUUAGGAGGAUGAAGAUUUUUAUGGCGCCGAGAAAUCUGAGGCAAUAG